This is a messenger RNA of Cynara cardunculus var. scolymus (artichoke), 1198 nucleotides long. Its product is annotated as protein tas-like. Gene Ontology annotation, molecular function: oxidoreductase activity. NCBI's taxonomy places the organism in Eukaryota, Viridiplantae, Streptophyta, Magnoliopsida, Asterales, Asteraceae. The record is from RefSeq and is a predicted model, not a curated record. The transcript is spliced from 9 exons. The coding region runs from base 1 to 816 and encodes 271 amino acids.
AUGGUCCAAGUUACUGGCCCUUCUGGGCGGAUGACUUGGAUUCGAGGGGGCCCAACAAGUUUGGAUAGUAGGAAUAUAAAGGAGGCUAUUGACAAUAGUUUGCUGCGAGUACAGACUGAUUAUAUUGAUCUUUACCAUGUCCACUGGCCUGAUCGCUAUGUUCCAAUGUUUGGAGAAACUGAUUAUGAUCCUGUCAGACAAUAUAGUCCUGUUAGUUUCGAUGAACAACUUGAUGCUCUAGGAAGAGCGGUUGAUGCUGGUAAGAUCAGAUUCAUUGGUGUCAGUAAUGAAACACCAUAUGGGGUCAUGAAGUUCCUACAAGCUGCGGAAAAUAACUCCACCUAUCCAAGGAUAGCAUCUAUUCAGAACUCAUACAACUUGCUCUGCCGAAAUUUUGAUUCUGGAUUGGCAGAGUGCUGUCAUUUGGAGAGGGUUAGCUUAUUGGCUUAUAGCCCUCUGGCAAUGGGUCUGCUUUCUGGAAAGUAUCUCUUACCUGAUGGUGGUGCAGAUGAUGCUCGAUUGAAUCUUUUCAAAGGCAGGUAUUCAGAAGGGGAAUCGAGAUACAACCUAUCUAACACCAAUGUUAGAGAAGCUACUAAAGCAUACGUUUCCAUUGCAGAACGUUAUGGCAUCCAUCCGGUAUCUCUAGCMAUUGGCUUUGUUUUGAGACACCCUCUUGUGAGCAGCACCAUUUUUGGAGCUACAAAAUUAUGGCAACUUGAACAAGUUGUUAGUGCAUGUGAUAUCAAGCUUAGCCCACAAAUCAUUGCAGACAUAGAUGAGGUUCAUUCAAGGUUUCCCAAUCCCUGCUCUUAACUAUACAUUUAACUUCUACUAAUAUUUUUUACCUUGUUUCUCUAUUUAACCAUAUCUCCGGACUCGAUCGUGUCUACCUGUCAUUUGUAAAUUGUAUGAUCCCAUAUCGKYCGGGGAUGGGAAUGGAGGUUGCCUUAUAACGGACUUGAUAUCUCCUCUGUCUGAUGCGUUUUAAAAUCCCGAGUUUAGGUGUGUUGACAAAACGGACAAUAUUUGGUACGGUUGGCCAGGAUGUUACAGUAAUGGUGUUGGUAACUCUUUCUUUAGAAAGUGUUUCGAGUCCCUCCACAACUGUUGGGUAUUUUUAUGGUUGCUCUCCAAGGUCCCAUUGGAUUAGUCGAGGCGUAUGCAAGUUAGUCUAGAAGGUUACUUGYUAUUUUUA